Molecule: messenger RNA, 1380 nt
Organism: Microplitis demolitor
Lineage: Eukaryota; Metazoa; Arthropoda; Insecta; Hymenoptera; Braconidae
Exons: 2
Coding region: 138-1175 (345 amino acids)
Source: RefSeq, a predicted model, not a curated record
UAGCUCACUCGUCACUCAGUUGGCUUGCGAAUCUUGAGUAUCAUUGAUCAUACUUUAUAUCUAUUUACAUAAUAUUCAUAAUUGAAGUAACGCCUGACAUUUUUUAACGUAACUGCAUCUAAUUUAUUGACGAAAACAUGCAUUUUAUUUUAACUCAGUUACUUCUGGCAUUAACGGCGUCAGCUGUACCUCUCAUCGACAUUGGACAACUUUAUGACCAAAAACUGCAGAUUCCUUUCAAUGCUAUUGAUAAUUCAAAUGAUGGAGUUGACAUAGGUGAACUUUUCGAGUAUAAAAAGUCUGAUCCGAUUAAUUAUCCGCCAAGAUUUAAACGACGUGUUGAACAACUUUCUGAUGUCAGCGAACUUGGAAGUAUAGACAGCAGCAAUGAUAUCGGUCAACUUUAUGACCAAAACUCGCAAACUAUAACUGAUGACGUGAACAAGUUUCAAAAUAAUGGACACGAUAUCGACGAACUUUACCAAUAUAACAGCAUUGAUACCACUAACUAUCCACCAAGAUCCAAAAGAAGUAGUGAACAACUUUCUGAUGUCAGUAAACUUGAAUAUAAAGACGGCGCCAAUGAUAUCGAUCAACUUUAUGAUCAAAACGUACAGACUACAACUGAUAACGUAAACAAAUUUCAAAAUAAGGGACUCGAUAUUGACGAACUUUACCAAUCUAACAGCAUUGAUACCACUAAUUACCCACCAAGAUCCAAAAGAAGUAAUGAACAACUUUCUGAUGUCAGUAAACUUGGAAGUAAAAGCGGCAGCAAAGAUAUUGGUCAACUUUAUGAUCAAAACUCGCCAAUUACAAUUGAUGACAUAAAUGAAGUUCAAGAUAAUGGGCACAGUAUUGACGAGCUUUAUCAAUUUAACAGUAUUGACACCACAAAUUACCCACCAAGAUCCAAAAGAAGUAAUGAACAACUUUCUGAUGCCAGUGGACUUGAAAUAAACAAUAGUGGGAUUAAUCAUAAUGACGCUGCAGCUUUCAAUAUCCGACCCUUAAAUGAGAAUGAUAUACCAGUUAUCGACAUUGGAAGUCUUUAUGAUCAUGAAAGAAAAAUCCCACGCAAUGAACUGCCUGGCUCACCAAAUAAUCCAGGGCCUUUAGACUUAGAAGAUCUUUAUCAAUACAAUGGAAACUAUCCAGUUUAUCCAAAACACUAGCUUUUAACUCUUAGCCCGUUUUUAUAGUAUAUUUAUUUAUUUAUUCAUUAUAGUCAAAAAAAUUUAAUAAUUAAUCAAUGUUAAGCAGUGUAAAUAAAAAUAAUUCUUUCAGUAUGUAUUGUUUUAAAUUGUAAAGUAACAAUAUGAUUUAACUAUUUGUAAUUUUUUAUUAGGCCAGUGCUAUUUCAAUAAAUUAUUUAUUUUA